Phycodurus eques (leafy seadragon) is the source of this 2736-nucleotide messenger RNA. It is a transcript of the gene rgs18, whose product is annotated as regulator of G protein signaling 18. The transcript has 6 exons. The record is from RefSeq and is a predicted model, not a curated record. Lineage: Eukaryota; Metazoa; Chordata; Actinopteri; Syngnathiformes; Syngnathidae. The coding region runs from base 225 to 923 and encodes 232 amino acids.
UACUGUUGCUUGAGUAAAAUUGCGGACGUUCGGGUGGUACAAUGUGAUGAAAAAUAAACGCAGUUGUAUACUGUACAAACUCUCCACAGGAUGUUGAACACAAGGGGGGUUUCUCGAUCACGACGAGAGCCGUCAGCAGAAAUGGGGUGACAACAUUACAGGAAGUCUAACGACAGAGGUAUUUGUGGCCUGCUGCCUCACACGCCAGACGCAAACAGAACAGCAUGGAAACGCUUGUUUUCUUAUUUCCUCAAAUUAACUUCAUGGCCAAGAAGGAGGAAGCAUAUUUCAAAAGGCUUGGCACACAAGACAGGCAAGAGCCAGCAAUGAAGUCCGAUAGCAGCAGACAGCAAAACGAGGAGCGGAAGGGCCGACCGAGUCUCACCAGGUCUGGCUCUCACGAAAAUGUCACUCAGCAGAGAAAGACAACAUCCAGCAACAUCUCGGCAGAGACAGCCCUGCGAUGGAGCAACUCCUUUGAAGAACUGAUGAGAAGUGCAGACGGGGUGGAAACUUUCUCCCAGUUCCUCCGCACUGAGUUCAGUGAGGAAAACUUAGAGUUCUGGCUGGCGUGUGAAGAAUUCAAGACCUCCGACUCUGACAAGAAACUGCUGUCCAAGGCCAAACAUAUUUAUACUGUUUUCAUUGAGUCGGAUGCACCUAAAGAGGUCAACAUUGACUACAGCACCAAGAUGGCCAUCCGGACGAAUUUAGCGCAGCCCACCAGGAGCUGUUUCGAAGCCGCCCAGAUGAAAGUCUACAGCCUGAUGAAAAAAGACUCCUAUCCCAGAUUCCUGCACUGGGACCUUUAUUUGCACCUCAGCGGCAGGAGACGACCAGGAGUCCCAAUGUUUCGCAGAAGGUCACGCUCCUGCGUGUUCAACGAGCGAGGCAGCGGCGCUGCCGAGCCUUCGCCCUGGUAGCAAUAACAUUCCGGACAUAGCCGCUCACUCGUAAAAACGAUUAUUAUAUCGUGAUAAUCAGUGGCGAGCUGUAGAAUUUUAAUUGCAUAAUUUGUGUUUGAGAUGGUAAUCAUCCAAUGUGUCGGCGGAAUGAAUCAUUUUCUUUUACAAUCACAGCGGAUUAUUCAACCAAUAUUGGAGCCUGGCGGCAAGCCAUUGAUCCGCACGCAUAGGGGAUCUUUUGAGGAAUACGCCAAUUUAAUAAGGUACUACGACUUUCGAUGUAUGUAUUAAUGUACCGCCGGCCCUCAUCUGUUUAGCAAAUAAGAUCGUAAGCCUCACUAAAGCCAUCACUGGAUGAUAUUUCACCUCAUAAAUCUAUUCUAGAUUAGGAUUUUUUUUUUUUUUGACACAGAAUUUACAUGUCAACAUGACAUAUAUUGCACAUGAAAUCGAAGUACAAAAAUGUACUUAAAUGUUUGAAAACAAACAUUCCUAAAUGAUUGAAUGCAAAUCUAUUGUACUUUAAGUUAAAUACAACUGAACUGUACUUAACUGCAUUGGAUUAAAAAAAAAAAAAAAAAAAAAAAAAGAAAAGUCGAAUUCACUGCACUAGCACAAAUUGGACAUUUAAUUCCAUGAUUCUUGCACACACACCACUAGAGGGAGCCUGCGCGCCUGAUAUAGCGUACACAGUAUGUUACUCAUUGUGGUUCUCGGUUGAAGUGAUGGAUAAAAAGGACACAAAAUACACCCGACAGGAGGUAACAAACCAGUGCAUCACCGCUGCAAUUUGUGUACAGAACACAGACGUACAGUAGUAUCAAAUGAUUAUCCUUACACCAAUACCAUAUCCUAUAUAGCUAGUGGUAACAUUCCAUACUAUGUAUUUUUUUUUUUUUCAAAUAUGCGUUCCAUAUAAAGUAGGAUCUUUGAAAAUGUUUUAACGUGAACUAUACAGUACUGUCUUAUGAAUGGUUUAAGAACAAAAUAUAAGACCGCGUUGCUUAAAGCUGAGUUUGAGUUUUUUGAACGUUUGGAAAUGAUUAAAAAAAAUGAAAUGUAACAAACACUGGCAUGCUUUAUUUUUCUCAUCCGGCUGGUGAGGAACUGGCGAGGAACAGUUGUUUUCGAAGAAAGGGUUUUUGCACAUUUCAAAGCCGUGAACUCCAAAUUGAAGGACUAGAGUACCUGGCGUUGCAUCCAGCGAGUUGUGGACGUGCUCUUGCCAAUUGCAAAGUGCACUGACCAUACCGAUAGCUGCUAUUGUAGAAGAUUACAGCAUAAAGACUGCUUCAGAGCAAGGCUCUUUGUUUGUUCCUUUAUUUUUUAAAAGCCACUUGACACACUCGUGUGGAUGGGAACAUUACAUCCGCGUUGCUUGUACGUGAUACAAUGUGUCCAGCCUGCUGGUCUCCAUCUUUUCUGCUGAAUUCAUAUUUGCUACAUUUCUAGUGAUUUGUCUUCCUCUGGCAACAGCACCCUAUGCAACUUUCAUACAUUUGAUAUGAGUUCCACGCUCAUUUGACCGUAUCGUAACAAAAUGAUUCAUUAUCUUAUCCCUCCCGGUGACCAACUGUCUCCAAACUGACUUGAAGUGAAAGGUCUGCAUCCAUGGCGACUCGAAACGUCUUAAUGAGACAUUUCGAUACGUUUGCUUGCGUCGACAUACUGUAUAUCCCAUUAUCAGUCAAAGAAUAUGUGUGCUUGCCAUGUAAUGCCGAUUUGCGUUUUGAUUGAUUAAUGAUCGGCUGUUUCUGUUGGGACCCAUUCCAUAUACAAACGUUACUUACAAUGUUUUGCCUCCCUGUUGUCAAAUGUAAGACACUCUCCA